GCAUCCUAAAAUUCCCCAACACUCAAUCCUAUCCAGAUCAUCCAAACAGACCUGUCCGAUGCUGAUGACUAACGUUAGAGUAAUCAAUAUAACGAAUGUGAAAAAAUAAUUCGAAAGCCGUUAUCUACAGAUAAGGUGGAGUGUGCAAGUCCGUGGACAGUCAAGCUUCCUGCGACGGAUGAAACGGUCGUGAAUAAAAAAAAUAAAAUAAUAAAUAUGAGCAUCGUUAAAGUGUCGGUGGAGAGCAUGGACGGCAGGCAGAACAUCUUGUACGAUUACGACAAGAAUGCCUCCCUGGAGGAGAAUGUUGUGCGUCUAUUGGCUAAGUUCGAGAUGCCUACGAAAACCAAUGCUUAUGGUUUGAAGCUAGUGCAAACAAAUAAUGGAAAACUGGUAAACCUCUACAUAACUGAAGAGAAUUUCGAUGACAUAAAAGACGGAUAUUUCUUGAAAAUAGUGUAUGCGAUAUGGCAUCAAGUCAACACUAUAUUUCUACUGCUAGAAAAAAAUGAUCGCAAGACAUGUUUCGAAAACAUAAGCCAGCUAUAUAUGGACAGCGCUUUCAUAAAAACAUUGGUCAAACAAGAAAAGCAUUUGGUGAUUCUAAACUUCUUUGUUCGUCAACCAGACUUGAGCAAUGAUGAAGCAGUAGCUUGUCUCCUUACCGUGAUCCAUCUCUUCAAAAUGGGCUUUAUCGAGGAAAUCGAUGAACCUUUUCUUGCAAAACUGAUAGCAAUCCUGAAAUUAGAUGCUGAAAUCUACACAGAUCAAAUUAAAUACUCUAUAUCGUUGUUACAGAAAAUUAUGACUUCUAGGAAUCCCAACAUGGUGAAAUGGAAGGAAAUGAUUAUCAAACAAAAACCAUUGCAAGAACUCACUCCAUACAUAAGAAUACACAAUCAAGACCUUCAAUACCUGACGAUAUCCUUGAUAAACAUAUUCGUGAGGUAUUCAACUGACAUCAGACGACUUCAUUUCAUUAAAGAAAUGAAUUACAAGCAAACUAAAGCAGAUAUUUACGAACACAUCAUAGGAAAAUGGCCAAAUUUAGAUGUCAAUAUGGAGUACGAACUAUAUGUUUACCAGACGUUCUUGCUGAGCUUAUACUCAGACGCUCUGAAGAGCAAGACUAAACUGGAUCAAAAGAAGAGAGUUGAAUUCGAACUAGAUCAUCAUCAUCAAGGUAUAGCUGACAGGUUGACGAGCAUAAUCGAAUUCGAAGAAUGUUUAUCCAAGAUGAAGUCUACGGAAAACUUGUUAGAGUUAAUUGAAGAAGAAGAUGAAAAUUCGGACAGAAACUCCUUGGAAAACAUGGAAGACAUCCUAAGGCGUUCAAGGACAAACUUGAACGAUGAUCCAACUCAGGAAAUAUCAUAUUUGACAUUUGGAGCUCUAGCCUACUAUAAAAAGUUUCACCACAAAAAUUUCUACCAGACACAGAUCGACGAAACGUUCUUUGGGCCAGGGAUUUUCUCCACCAGCGAAAGCGUGGUAAACCUCCUAGCCAACGUCCUUCAAAUAGGAAAAGAGCCAGAAACGAACAAGACCAAGUGCACCUUCCAACCCACAAUAUUCAACGCAACAACGAAGACGCCAUUUUUCUACGAACUGUUCUCCAGGACCAUCUGGAUAUUGUCCAAGACGAAAAAUGAGAUGCAAGGUUGUUCUGUACCUGAAUACCCGAAGUUGAUGAGAGUUGUCGAGAAACAAGUCAAGAUGGUUUUGGAGAAGAGGCCCGGUAGCUUCAAGAAGCUCACCAACAUCAUGCUCAAGACCAACUACGAGGCGGUGAAACAGAGAUGGCAGGAAGAAACCAGUGAAGAGUUUGAAAAUGUGAUGAAGAAUAACCCUUGUGUCCAAGUAUUGAGGGAGAAAUACAUGAAAGAGAACGAGAAGUUGGUGAAAGAGCAAAGGAUGAAUUACUUGGAAACUGGAAGUGUCUUUUACAGGGUCAACGAUCAAAAAAAAAUCGACCACUGCUUCAUAAAACUUUUCGGGAACAGAAAACAACUCUUAUGUUAUGAAUUCGACGAAAAACUCAAAAGAAAGAAAGGAGACCCAGAAAUCAUCAGCGUCUCCAACAUCAGUCAUUUGGUUGAAGGUAAAGCAUGCCCUCACAAAGUCAACAAUAUAACCAAAGAUACCCGAUUAAUCUUCAGUUUGAUGAUCGAGCAUAAGACCUACAUUAAUAUUAUAGCCAAAGAUUUGAAAGAGGGUUCUUAUUGGCUAGAUGGAUUUCACAUUUUGAAAGAGAAUGAAGCAAGAAGUGAAAUAUACAAUAAGGAGCUUCAAGAAUUGGUAACGAUGGAUCUAUCUCUACACAUGUUGGAACUACAAAACAUUCCGAUACCGAAAAAACCACCUCCAGUCCCUCCACUACCACAUCUUGCAGAAAAACCAGCUAUACCACUCAAAUCACCUGGGUUAAGGUUGUUGAAAACAAGAAAUUCUAAUGGUAAAAGAUCCACAACAAUUCAAAUAUAAACUGGGAUAAUAAUUAUUAUGGUAAUCAUUGAAAUGUAAAAUGAAUUUAAUCUUAAGUAUGUGAAAAUUUUUAUUGGAUAAUAAAUAUUGUUACUGUAAA
Molecule: messenger RNA, 2584 nt
Organism: Harmonia axyridis
Lineage: Eukaryota; Metazoa; Arthropoda; Insecta; Coleoptera; Coccinellidae
Product: engulfment and cell motility protein 2-like
Exons: 13
Coding region: 217-2484 (755 amino acids)
Source: RefSeq, a predicted model, not a curated record